Messenger RNA from Prunus armeniaca (apricot), 981 nucleotides. The record is from the annotation of a GenBank genome assembly. Lineage: Eukaryota; Viridiplantae; Streptophyta; Magnoliopsida; Rosales; Rosaceae.
AUGCUUGUCCUGAAGACAACUAGGGUUUCCGGAAAAGAAAAGAAAAGAAUCAAUCUACGCACUUUACCUACGGCUGUUUCUAGUGGAGCCGAGCUGAGAAGUUUGAUUGAGUUGGACCACCGCAGCCGGAAAAGCUGGCUGCUAGCAGUCGGCGGGAUUGCUAGUUGUUGCUUUGUUCCGAAAUUAUCCUUUUCAACCACCCCACGCCAGGAGAAAGUAGUCGUAAUCGAUAAUAUUGUCUGCUACACUGAGAUCUUCGCCGCCUACCACACAUCCACCGGAAAGGCCCUGGCUUUCACAUCGUCUUCCGCUUCUUCUCACUUGGACUCACCAACCCAGCACGCCAACUCGCCCAACAGCUCGCUGGCGUUGCAGAGAUCGCUCACUUCUGUAGUUGCCAGCAGGAUGAAGAAGGCAUUGCGUCUCAAAUCGGCGGGUUCGGGCUCCAAGAAGAGUCUUGGGUCCGGUGGGUCCGGGUCGGGACCCGGAAAGCCCAAGCGGGUUAUGACGGUGGGUGAGCUAAUGAGGAUCCAAAUGGGGAUUUCUGACGCUAUGGACUCUAGAGUCAGGAGAGCUCUGCUUAGGAUUUCUGCUGCUCAGUCACAUAUUCGUGUGCUUGAAACCACACAACAGAAUAUAGCCGCAUUGCUGAUGGGUCUUGAAUAUCUAAUAAACAUCUCAUAUAUGGAUGACACUGAAGUUUUUAAGGAUGGGGAAACAUUGGACAAUGAGUUGGAGGUUGUUGAGGGAAUGAAGCUAGACAGGGGUUACAUAUCCCCUUAUUUCAUCACCAACCAGAACAAUCAGAAAUGUGAAUUGGAAAAUCCUCUAAUCAUAAUCCAUGAGAAGAAAAUCUCAAGUAUUAAUGUUGUGGUUAAAGUAUUGGAGUUGGAGGAGAAUAGAACAGCUUGGAAAAUGUGCAAGAAGGGAGAGCUAACUCAUACAACGAAGAACAAAUUGUUGAAGUUAAGAUCAAAUUAG